UUUUUCUAUGAAAGCGUUUUAGGGUUCUAACAAUAAUAAUAGAACGUAUGAGAAAAAUUGCUUGAAAGUAAUUAAAUGGGGGUGAGUUUAUUAAUAAAUUUUAAUUUUUAUUAUUAUUUUAUUUGUUUUGGAUUUCUGUAAUUUCUCACCUGAUCUGCAUCUCAAAACUUCUCCAAUGGCGAAAUCGGUCUCCACCGCCGUGUCAUCCCUCGCUCAAACCCUAAAGCGGUACUUCAAGAAACCGUGGGAAAUAACCGGCCCGUGUGCCGACCCGGAGUACAAAUUAGCAGUGCCCGGCGCGCUCGAGUACCGGGUCGAGUGCCCAGCCACGACCAAGGUCCAGGCCUGCGUGCCCACCUCCAACCCGGAAACCGUGUACGACAUCAAGUACUAUACCCGCGACCAGAGGCGCAACCGGCCACCGAUUAGACGCACCGUUUUGAAGAAGGCGGAUGUGGAGAAGAUGAUGAAGGAGAGGACGACAUUCAACGUCUCGGAAUUCCCACCUGUUUACUUGGCCGAAGCCGUUGAAGAGGAUUACAAUGCUCGAGGUGGAGGCUACCAGAAAUGAAUUGGGCUUAUGGGAUUCUGGAAAAAUAUGUGUGUUAUUUUGUUCCUCUCGUCGAACUAAAGAGAUGCUGUUCAUGUUAGCAUGAAUGCUUGUCUAGUCUGCUCACUUAAGGAAAUGCUGUGUUUGACGUGAAUAAAGGGUACUUGACACAACUAUUUUUUUUUUUAUCCUUUAGUUUGUCCAAUAAUGUUUUUGUAUAAAAUCUAAAUGCAACCGCAGUUGGGUGAUUCGAUGACAUUAUCGCUCGUUUUUAUAACUUCUAAGAUUUCUACUUGCUAUAAUUUUGCAAA
Malus domestica (apple) is the source of this 861-nucleotide messenger RNA. RefSeq lists its product as uncharacterized. NCBI's taxonomy places the organism in Eukaryota, Viridiplantae, Streptophyta, Magnoliopsida, Rosales, Rosaceae. The record is from RefSeq and is a predicted model, not a curated record.